AUGUCGCAAGACGCGGGACUCUUCUCCGUGCGACGACCACGAGAGACUCUCGGAGGUAUCAACUUCAACUCGAGCAUCCCACAACCCGCUUCUGCUAUGAAACGCUCGAAUUCGAUGUCUGGCGCCGGCAUGAACGUGCCCUUCACUGUGAGCCAUGUGCGCUCCAUCUCUGGGUCUCGACCUUCCCUUGCGCCAUCGCGACCAAAUCAACCUCAAUUCCAGCAAUUGUCAUCUGGCGCAAAUCUGGCGGAGGCUGGAAUGUCAUCUGUCAAGCGCGCAUCUUUCCAGAACAGCGGCGGACGAAAGAGUGUGGCACCACCAAACACGACAGGAAUACCGUCUCAGGAGAGCUCUGAGCGCAGGAGCAGUGUAUACAGAUCCAGAGCCUCCACGAACGGACCUACGAGCCGUCAAAGUUUCUUUCAGCAAGCCCCGCAGGCAGCAGGCGUUCCAGUGGAUCCUCGCCGCCUCAGAGACCGUACUGUCCAGAAUCAGAUGGGACAGGAGUUGCUGGACUACAUGGCCGAAAAUAACUUUGAGAUGGAGAUGAACCAUGUUUUCCAACCGAAUGUUAUGAAAUCACCCACGUCAAAGGAUUUCAAUUACAUGUUCCAAUGGCUGUACCAUCGUAUUGAUCCGAGCUACCGUUUCCAGAAGAGUAUUGACCAAGAGGUCCCGCCACUUCUCCUUCAGCUACGCUAUCCGUACGCCAAGAGCAUUUCGAAGAGUUCACUUGCGGCUGUUGGAUCGGCAAACUCCUGGCAUUUGUACAUUGGCAUGUUGCAUUGGAUGAUGCAACUUGCUUUGAUGUUAGAUGGAUACGCAGCCAGUCGUUAUGACGAUGCCUGUGCCGAGAAUGGUGUGGAUAUCAGUGGUGAUAAGAUCGUCUUCGGUUUUCUGAGUGGCGCCUACCGUGAUUGGCUUUCAAUGGACGACGAAGCUAGCGACGAUGAGCAGGAGAGGGUUUUGGCGCCGCACGUUGAAGCCAUGGCUCAAGAAUUCGAUAGGUCAAAUUCAAAAUACUUGGAUGAGCUGCAGAUUCUCGAGGGAGAAAAUGGGCGACUUCGGAAGGAAAUUGCAGUGCUUGAAAAGUCUGGAACUGAGGUUGCUAUUCUCGAUCGAAAUUUCAAGAUCAUGGAGGAAGACAAAGUCAAAUUUGAGGAAUUCGACAACCGGAUGAAUCAGAAAUCCGAGAAGUACGAAUCUCGGAUUCAGUUUCUUCAAGAGGAGCUGGACAAGGUUAUAGUUGAGUUGAAUGAAGCCGAUGAUGAGAGAUCAAACCUCCAGAAAGCAGUCGAUGACCAGGGCAUCAGCAUGGCUGAUAUUGAUCGCAUGACUGUUGAAAGAGAGCGUCUUCAAAAAGGCAUCGAAUCGACUUCUCAGAGGCUCGAGGAUGCGAAAAGGAAAGUGUCCGACAAGGAGGACGAGGCCAGCCGCAGACUUGAAGAGCUCGAGCGCAUGGUCGAAAAGUACAACAGUCUUGGAUACCAGAUUGGACUCAUUCCUGCAACUGCAGCCAAUGCAAAAGGCCAGAACUAUGAGCUCAAAGUCACUGCCAACGAGGGUCCAAAUUUUUCUUCCUCACAGAUGGGUGCUUCUGGAAGUGGCAGCCCUGACAGCGAUCGACUUUUGGCAGACCCUGUCACCGGUUACCAACCAGCACAUAUCCUGAACCUCGAUCUUCGCGGACAAGUCAAGGCCAGCUUCUUGAGUCUUAGAAAGGAGAUUUCUGAACGAAGGACAGUCGCAAUGGAUGAGAUGAUGAAGCACCACGAUCUGCUGGAUGGUAUUAAGGAGGCUAUCGAGGACAAGCGAGGGGAGGUCGAAGCUCUUGAGCACCGUGUUCGGGCUGCUGAAGAGGAGUAUGAGAAGACAAAAGAGGUCACUAGCACUCAAAAGGUCGCCUCAGAUACUCAAAUUGAGAAGAUGGAGAAGGAGCUAGCCAAGAUGCGAGCUGGUCUCACCGAGUCCGUUCAACUGAUGGAGCAGCGCGAAAUGAAUACAAACAUCGAGUAUGAACAACUCACCCUGCGUGCUAACGCCCUUCGUGAAGAGUUGCACACGGAGAUUGAGAAGAUGCUGAACGACAUCAUCAAGUUCAAGGUUCAUGUUCAGAAGAAUCUCGAGGACUAUGAAGGGUUUGUGGUAGAUGAAGUUGAGCAUGAGCUCGGAGGCGAUGAUGAGGGGACGGAUGAUACCCAGGACGCCGAGAUGAAUUGA
Molecule: messenger RNA, 2220 nt
Organism: Drepanopeziza brunnea f. sp. 'multigermtubi' MB_m1
Lineage: Eukaryota; Fungi; Ascomycota; Leotiomycetes; Helotiales; Drepanopezizaceae
Biological process (GO): attachment of mitotic spindle microtubules to kinetochore
Cellular component (GO): Ndc80 complex
Source: RefSeq, a predicted model, not a curated record